GAGAGACGGUCGGCCAGCUUGGAGGUGGCGGAGGACAAUUCUGAUUGUAACAUAAACUGGAAGCGGCGCAGGAGCUCAGCAUCCCGCAGAGAUGGCAUGGGAGACUGCUGGGACUGCUGGGAUGGGUCCUCCACACUGCCAUGAUCCGACCCACCUGCAGAUGGUGAUGGCAUGGGACCCAAAAUUGCGGCUGGGGCUCCAUUUAAGGUCCCGGGCGGGAGCCGCGAAUCCACGGCCGGGGUCCUGGAAGUGGUCGGCGGCCGGCCCAAAAUCGAGGCCGCGGCUUCAGCCGCGACCUCCGGCG
This is a messenger RNA of Staurois parvus, 304 nucleotides long. The record is from the annotation of a GenBank genome assembly. NCBI's taxonomy places the organism in Eukaryota, Metazoa, Chordata, Amphibia, Anura, Ranidae.